CCCUUUAUUACAAGGACAACAAAUCUUCACACAUCCAAAAUCCCUUGUCUCUGUGUCCUUUCAUCCGACUGGCGCUCUGAAAUGAGGAACAAAAGCAAAAAACCACUAUGAGGGGGCAAAGGAAUUGCAACACUUGACACUGUCAGACGGAUGGUUGCCAUCCGUAUGCUGACACAUGCAAGCAUGCUUCUAAAGUACACACCCCCUCAGCAAUGAAUAUACGGGAACCGCUGAUACCGGAAGCAUUAAAAAUAUCGCACAUGACUUGAAAGGACUUGCACCACUUGAUCAGGAGCACAAACUCCCCUUCAUGUCACAGCUCUGGUGCCAAAAUGUACUGGGGUGCCUCAGGCGCAUACCCUCUCUCUCAAAAACACAAUUCCCUCUCGUUGGUACUGUGAAAUUCCAACCACUCUUUCAGCCGUUGGUGCUGCAGCAAAAGGCAGCACAAAUGUGGGAGCCCUUUUGCUGGGAUCCCUUGUAAGCUAGAAGCACUGCCUGCAUAUGCAUGCAGGCAUGCAUUCCUACGGCGCUGUUCUGUUCUGCAUAUGCUGCAGAAGAGACCAGUUGUCUCCUCAUAUUGUCUUGCCUCCAACAAUCUUCACGGUCACAACUUGGCCACCCACAACUUGCCAGUCCCCAACUCAACGCAGCCAUGCCAUGCCAGCCAUGCCAGCCAAAAAGCUAGCGGAUAUCAUGCGGUGACAGCUUUCCAACCUCUUCUGACAUCUUUCCAACCUUGUAAGAUCUCAGAAACCUGUUUAAAGAGCCUGGGAUGCCUCCAGCCAGUUGAACCAAGGCAGACCUUUAUGAAUUUCACUUGCCAACUACACGCUCAAAUUUUCACUUUCAGAAUCACAUUCGUUUGCCCUGCUUGCGCCUCAAAGAGUAAUGCUAAGCGGGACUAUCAUGACCCGGCGCAAACUGACCUGAUUGCCAUAUAAUGUCGUCCCUUUGAGAUCAAGACUGACGCUAAGUGAGCAGCAGCCAUCCGAUCAUAUAUCAACAAACUUCAGAAGAGGCUGAGGCUUUGUGAGUGGCCGGGGGCGGCCACGUUAGGCUAGCACGCUCGGC
Molecule: messenger RNA, 1074 nt
Organism: Coccomyxa subellipsoidea C-169
Lineage: Eukaryota; Viridiplantae; Chlorophyta; Trebouxiophyceae; Coccomyxaceae
Exons: 1
Coding region: 311-484 (57 amino acids)
Source: RefSeq, a predicted model, not a curated record